AUGUAUCACGACAAUUCCUCGCGUUCUCCCGGCUCCCAGCGCCAUCAACAGCCUCUUCAUCGCCAACCUUCGCGACAGUUUGAUGCCUACGGUCCGAUGCCCGUUAACUUGUACGACGAUCCCAUGGCUCGCUACGAUCGCAAUCUCGACCGGCUGAACCCGUCGCUACAUAACCCUUCCUAUGCCUAUGAUCUCCCUGGCUCGCAGACGUGGAAUCCGAAUGGUUUCGCCAACGCUCAGGCACUAGGCGGUAUUCGCUCGGCUUCCGCAAGCCUGAAGACUGCCCCUCGCAGCACUCGAGCCGGUCUGCCAACUACUUGGUUAGAUCAACAGCCAGGACUUCCCAGCCCUUUCUCCAACCUUGGGUCCGGUCCCCUUCAAGCCUCGAUGCGAGAUGCGGGUCCGUCAGAGGCCGAUGACGAGUUGAUUCCUACCGCGAUCGUUAUCAAGAACAUACCCUUCGCUGUCAAGAAGGAGCAGCUCGUUCAGUUGAUGACCGAAUUGAACCUGCCCCUGCCGUAUGCGUUCAAUUACCACUUCGACAAUGGUGUAUUCCGCGGGCUGGCUUUUGCCAACUUCACAUCGGCUGAAGAGACCGCAACCGUGAUUGAAGUGCUCAACCAUUUCGAACUUCAAGGCCGAAAGUUACGGGUUGAAUACAAGAAGAUGCUUCCCCUCCAGGAACGCGAACGCAUUGAGCGCGAGAAGCGCGAACGUCGUGGCCAACUUGAAGAGCAGCAUCGUCCUAUGGCGACGUCGCAGCUUCAGACACAGAGUUCCAUGUCGUCCCUGACAUCACAUAUCCCGGCCACUUCUCCAUCUCCGGUCUCCCAGCGUGGCCAGAAGCUUGAUGUUGAUCUGAACGAUACUCAGACCCUGUCGUACUAUUCCCAGCUCCUGCUGUUCAAGGAAGAUACCGGUCGCGACUCGGUCAUCUUCCCGCCGAACCUUACUCCCGUCCAGCGCCGCACUGUGCACACUCUCGCUCACAACAUGGGUCUCGGCCACGCGUCUCGCGGGAAUGGAGACCAACGCCAGGUCCAGGUCUUCAAGGUUGCUCCAGGCCAGAAUGUGAGCCCCCCCUUGUCUGCCAUCCCCGCCGCUGUUCAGCCCGCGGAAACUGCUCGUCGCGGGCUCAACCGCGCAGCGACUAUUGAUUUCAGCGAAGCUCGCAACGAAGGAGCUGCUCAUUUCAAUACCCUUCGUGGGCAGCCAUCCUCGGGUUUCUUGGGAGUCUUGGACUCUUCUGCCGGUUUCGGAAACACACAGAACCUCCGCGCAGCUAAAUCGUUCGCCGAUCUGCGUUCUUAUACUCCUUCCCCUGUCCCGUCCUCGGCCAGCUUCCCGGCUGCCCUGCAAUCAAACGGUGCACGCCUUCAGCAUUACGAUGGUUCAACCAGUGUCGCAUCAAACACGCCGACCUUGACGCCUGUGCCAUCUGGCUCCUCCCUCGGUAUGCAGCGGGACGACGGCCUCCUGGUCAACAGCUUGAGCAGCCUUUCUCUAGGAACUGGAAUUGGAGGGCCGAACGCGAGCCCGAGGCGAUUGAGGGGUAUGUUCUCUUGGGAGCAGCCGGAAAGUCAACCUUCUAGCGCUGGCCCCAUUGGUAGUAACCGCACCAUCGGAGUUGGAUUUGACGGUCAGUCACAGGAGCGCAUGCCUAUUAGGCAGCCGAGAGGCCCCAUGCCCGAGAAGGGCCCAGGUUUUCGACGACCCAACGGACAUCAGUCGCGCGGAAGUGACGAACUGCGCACCAGCUCCGGCGUGGAAAUCAUUGUGGAGUAA
Aspergillus mulundensis is the source of this 1785-nucleotide messenger RNA. Its product is annotated as putative R3H domain protein. The transcript is spliced from 3 exons. The record is from RefSeq and is a predicted model, not a curated record. Gene Ontology annotation, molecular function: mRNA binding. Bases 1 to 1785 code for a protein of 594 amino acids. NCBI's taxonomy places the organism in Eukaryota, Fungi, Ascomycota, Eurotiomycetes, Eurotiales, Aspergillaceae. Gene Ontology annotation, cellular component: nucleus; cytoplasm.